UCUGUCGACAACGAGACCAUACAUACGACAUACGAGACGCCACCGAAUUCCCGAAUCGACCACAUUCACCGUCGCCCAAUAUGGCCGCCGCUCCUCAUCUAGAGACCGAUCCCAAAUACGACGACUACGACUUUCCCACCACCGCUCCCACUCCGCAGUCUGGACACCCGGGCCACACCACGAAAGAGCAAGAUGCCGCCGUGUUCCAGCUCCGUAGUACUCUCGAGCAGGAGGGCUACUCCAAGCGCUUGGACACCUUGACAUUGCUUCGCUACCUCCGAGCACGGAAGUUUGAUGUGAACCUCUCGAAGCAGAUGUGGAUCGACAGCGAGAAGUGGCGCUCGGAAUUCGGAGGCGGUGUGGACGAGCUGGUCAAGACAUUUGACUACCAAGAGAAGCCCCAGGUCUUUGCCUACUACCCACAAUACUACCACAAGACCGACAAGGACGGACGACCUGUGUACAUCGAACAACUCGGCAAAGUCGACCUCGAGAAGCUCCGAACCAUCACCACCGACGACCGCAUGCUGCAGAACCUCGUUGUCGAAUACGAGAAGCUCGCCGACCCUCGUCUCCCCGCCUGCUCUCGGAAGUCCGGACAGCUCUUGGAGACUUGCUGCUCCAUCUUUGACUUGAAAGGUGUCGGUUUGAGCAAGGCCUCGCAGGUUUACGGGUACGUCCAGCGCGCCUCGGCUAUCAGCCAAAACCACUACCCGGAGCGCUUGGGCAAGUUCUACAUCAUCAACGCGCCAUGGGGUUUCAGCGGUGUGUUCAGCAUGGUCAAGCGCUUCCUCGACCCAGUCACCGUGGCCAAGAUCCACGUUCUUGGAAGUGGAUUCCAGAAAGAGUUGCUUGGGCAGGUGCCCAAGGAGAACCUCCCCAGCGAGUUUGGCGGAGACUGCAAGUGCCCCGGCGGAUGCAUGCUGAGCGAUAUGGGUCCUUGGCAAGACAAGGAAUGGGCGCGACCAGCCAAGUGGGAGAAGGAGAAGGCUGCCGCCAGUGGUAACGCCAUUCCAGCUACUGAGCCUGCUGUUGGCGAAGGCCUGCCCGCCGGAUCUGCUGGUCAACCCGCUGCCGCUCCUCAAGGCGUCGUUGCCGGACAGCCAGCACCUGCACCGCAGUAG
This is a messenger RNA of Zymoseptoria tritici IPO323, 1124 nucleotides long. RefSeq lists its product as uncharacterized. The record is from RefSeq and is a predicted model, not a curated record. NCBI's taxonomy places the organism in Eukaryota, Fungi, Ascomycota, Dothideomycetes, Mycosphaerellales, Mycosphaerellaceae. Bases 81 to 1124 code for a protein of 347 amino acids. The transcript is spliced from 3 exons.